Messenger RNA from Filobasidium floriforme, 1306 nucleotides. RefSeq lists its product as uncharacterized. Lineage: Eukaryota; Fungi; Basidiomycota; Tremellomycetes; Filobasidiales; Filobasidiaceae. The transcript has 5 exons. The coding region runs from base 1 to 1215 and encodes 404 amino acids. The record is from RefSeq and is a predicted model, not a curated record.
AUGAUCGGACCGAACACCCCUCCCAGCAGUUGGCAUCUCGAUCAUGUGCCCACCCCGAUUCUCGACGCCAUCCUUCUACACCUCUCUCCGGCGCCUAAACAAUUGGCGACCAUCCGGAACCUCUUCCCGCUCUCCCCGGAUCUGAAACGCAUGUCGAUGAUCAUCCUAAGGGAUAAGAUCUUGCAUACCGUGUUCAUCGGAAGUCAUGCGAGUGCGGCAAAGGAAGCUCUGUCGAGCAUCCGUCAGGAUAGCUUUCGUUAUAUUCAAAACGUCAUACUUUUAGGCUGCAACUUCGACGAUUCUGUCUCCGAUACCUUCGACGCGAUUCGGCAACGGAAAAAGUUUAUCCAAAGCUGUUCCAAUCUCGAGUCAUUGAAGGACGAGACUCGAGAACUGGGUUACAUGAUGGACAUGACCUUGCCCUCGACGCUCUCGACCCUGGUUAAACCGAUCAAGGCUCCGGGACUCUCCUCCCUAGUCAUCACCGCGGAUCUCACGUUGAUGGAGAGCCCUUACAAUUUCGAGGUUUCCGCAUACCCGUCCAAGGUGUUGGACCUGUGCCGAGACAUCGUCAGAUUGGAUCAUCUCAGCCUGCAGUUGCCAGGACUGCGAGUUCAUCCGGUUCCUCACGGACUCCCUCAGCCGCUCGGAGACAAGGUCGAGGACAUGCUCCCUGCCACUUUGAAAUCCAUCGGCGAGCUGCAUAUUCAACUCCCUUUCUGUUCGCCAGAACCAGGCCAUCCGAGAGAGUCGCAUGCCGGUGGCUACCUGCGAUGGCUUUUGACCACGAAGCCCAAGAUUGGCAAGCUCCUGUUCAACAUGGCUUGGAGGACCUGGUACUUGGCUCCGAUCGCGAACCGCUCGGAUACCCCGAGAGCGGUCCUCGACUCCAUGGGCCUGGGCGUCCUCAAGUACGACGAAAAUCGACGGCCGAGGACGUACCCGGCGGGCAAAGAGUCCAUCAGGACCGUCAGCCCGGCCAUGAUGCGAUUUGCCGUCAUGCUGUUCGAGGCUCAGCCUGACCUCCAGGUCAUCACCUACAGGUUCGACCUGGUCCCCCACGAUCAGCUGCACGAUACGCCCGCCAUAUGGUUCCGUACGGCGACCUUUACCAGGUCGGACGGUCCCAAUCGGGCGCAAGGGUAUAUCGCCUAUGACGAUCAGAUCGAUUAUCAGGUCAUUGAUGCCGUCAUACAAGCGCAGUUGAACAAGUAGUGGGGGUAUUAGUUUGAUGGGGAGCUUGAUGUUUGCACGGCAUGAUAUCCAUACCACACGAUUAUGAUGACGCAAGACGACGAGAUCACGG